AUGCCUAAGACACGGCAGGCCGAGUCCUCUGCGAUGGAUGAAUUGAACGUCGAGCAGCCUGAGCAGAUCGAGACUGCUCCCAUGGAGACUCCGAGCUCGUCAGAGCCACCCGCGGCGAACAAAGAGGACGAUGCUGCGGCUAAAGCGCGCGAAAGGAAGGAUAGAUUCAAGGCUCUCCAGGCCCGAGCUAAAUCUGCCACGGAGCGCAACUUGAAAGAAACAGCGGCGGAGACUCAGCGCCUGGCCACGGAUCCAGGACUACUUAACUCGAUCUCCCGCAAGCAUGCCUUUGCCUCGCACAACCUACUCAAAGCAGACACCGAAGCGGCCGGUGAAGAUUUCGAACGCAAACGCGCUUGGGACUGGACCGUCGAGGAGUCAGAGAAAUGGGACCGGCGCAUGGGAAAGAAACAGCGCCACCGUGAGGAUGUGGCAUUCCAAGACUACACACAAGAUGCCCGAAAAGUGUACAAGCGCCAGUUGCGCGAACUCGCACCCGAUCUCGAAGCAUAUGAAAAGGAGAAGAUGGCCGCUAUCGAGAAGGCAGCUGCGAACGGCGACCUUGAGAUUGUCGAGACGAGCGACGGCGAGAUGAUCGCAAUCGACAAGAAUGGCAGCUUCUACUCUACUGCGGACAGCGUGGGCUUUGCUGAUAACAAACCGAAUCGCGCGAAUGUCGAUAAGCUGGUCAAUGAUAUUCGAAAGGCCGAGGAGGUGCGCUUGAAGAAGCGCAAGGAGCGUCGUGGUGAUGAGGAGGCCGAUGUCACGUACAUCAACGAGAAGAACAAGCAGUUCAACCAGAAGCUGGCCCGUUUCUACAACAAGUACACAACCGAGAUCCGGGACAGUUUCGAACGUGGUACAAUGAUCUAA
Molecule: messenger RNA, 873 nt
Organism: Penicillium canariense
Lineage: Eukaryota; Fungi; Ascomycota; Eurotiomycetes; Eurotiales; Aspergillaceae
Product: pre-mRNA-splicing factor SYF2
Exons: 3
Coding region: 1-873 (290 amino acids)
Cellular component (GO): post-mRNA release spliceosomal complex; Prp19 complex; catalytic step 2 spliceosome
Source: RefSeq, a predicted model, not a curated record